AUGGAUGUCGUAGACCUGUCUACGCAAUUUGGACCAUUACUGCGAUCAGUUGAUGUGUGGGAGUCUGGUGAUUCAGAAGUCUGUAUGCACCAAGUAGCCGACGAAGGAGGGGCCGUAGUGGACUCCGGAGACUGGCAGACAACGCUCGAUACAUAUGCCUGGAAGCCGCUUCCUCCAGUGCCUCUCAAUCUCAAGGACAAUGUGCCCCGGACCCCCAGAGCCCUGGAGACGCCUCCGGUGAAUUUCCUCCCGCAACACUCAUCGUCGCUGUGGGACAGAACCGGAGGAUCUGAUAUGGAUUCUCUAUGCCCGGUGCGGGCCGACCACGCCAUAGAACUAGACCCUAACCUUGACCCUAAAAACAAACCACUACCGCUAGAGCCAUCCGACAGUAGCAUGCAACAUCAGCCCCCAUCGGGACCAGAAAACGAGAAAAGUGGCGAUGAAGAGCCCAGAGCUCUGCGUCUCUCACCCUUUCCUACCGGCGGCACAGAUCUCAGUUGCUUGAUAGUUGGCUUGACAGCUGAACAAGGACAACUCCCUGUCUGCUUGCCAGACAGAGUGGAAAGUGUGAAGCCUGAGCGUAGAUUGCAGAUGAAGCAGAAGGUGCGUCGUGGUGCGUCCCACGUUGAUCCUUCAACGGAAAUGUCUCCCCCCACGUAUAUCAAAUGGCAAUCUCAACCGAGGUCUGCUAAUGAGGGCCGGAGUCUGUCUCCUCUGUUCAAAAAUCGAAGGGCUCCAAAGUACGUGGAUCCAGACCAGGGGUCACUGCUCCAGUCCCCGGCAAGGAAAGCCUCAUGUAUUGACCAGAGUCGUGCGGUUGAAAAUCCCCGGGUCUGCUAUCCACAGAGCCCGUUCGAACCUGAGCAGCGGUACGGGGACACUCUCUUGGCAACCUUCUUCGGGUUUGACCUAAUGGGCCAAAUCCAGCCCCUGAGCGGCGAUAGGCUACAUCGGGUACGACACCUGCUGACUACCCAGCUCCAUCCGGACCUAAUGGUCGCCGAUGUGAGAUAUCCAAUUCUUUCAUGCGUUUGGUUAAGAAACUUUAUUGUUGAAUCCCCCCAUAGGCUAGAGUUUGAUCGAGGGCGACUUCGUGGACUGAGAUUAGAGGACCAGUCCAGCCAAAACAUCCACCGUGGGUUCGGCCGUCUGUGGGACUUUUUGAAUGCCUGCGGCCCAACUCCCGACCAUGAGCCAGGCAGAGCACGCCAGGGGAAGGCAAAGAGCAAGAAGAAUCAGAUCCUGUGGUUCCAGGUAAGCAGAUAA
Messenger RNA from Penicillium brevicompactum, 1269 nucleotides. RefSeq lists its product as uncharacterized. Lineage: Eukaryota; Fungi; Ascomycota; Eurotiomycetes; Eurotiales; Aspergillaceae. The transcript has a single exon. The record is from RefSeq and is a predicted model, not a curated record. The coding region runs from base 1 to 1269 and encodes 422 amino acids.